Molecule: messenger RNA, 333 nt
Organism: Macrosiphum euphorbiae (potato aphid)
Lineage: Eukaryota; Metazoa; Arthropoda; Insecta; Hemiptera; Aphididae
Source: the annotation of a GenBank genome assembly
AUGGUUAUGACGUGCGCUGCAUCGUUUUGUUACAACAAGAGUGGACAGAAACAAUCCAAGGUUUCGUUUUUCAGGUUUCCGAAGAACGUUGAUGAGUGUAAUCAAUGGGCAUCCUUAAUUGGUCGGAAUGACCUGAUAAAUUGUAAUGUUCAGUUUCAAAGAGUCUGUUCCGAACAUUUUGAAGCUACAUGCUUUACAUCUUCAUCGGUGGGACGACAGCAAGUGCGUCUUAUCAGUGGUGCUAUGCUCUCAAAGAAGAAGCAAAACAAUGCAGAGCUUGAUACUGUCACUUUCAACGUUGAAACCGCAACUUCUGAGAACAAGUAUCUAUGA